AUGCCCUUCACAGUGUCCUUCGCCUUACAAGAGCUUGGGAACAGUCACAGGAAGCUAGAUGACCUGUCAUGGCCCAACAACCCUGGACCUCAGCCAGAUUUCAGCCUCUCUGGAUACAGCCAACACCUGGGCUCCAUGUUGGCUCAAAGCAGUCAACACUACCAAGGUCUCCAGAGGAAACUGCUGAUAUCAUCCCUGGCUCGACCUCUGCUGCCACACAUCACCAUAUGUCUUAGCCCUCUGUCUGAUCUGAGGGCAGAUAUGACCACCCUGGAAAUCAAACAGGAGCUUCAAUCUCAGCUGGCAAAAAGCAAACAGGACUUCAGAGACCUUAGAGAGAAGUUCCUUAUAUCCCAAGCAACUGCCUACAUCCUGGCCAACCAGCUGCAGAAAUACAAGUGUGAAGAGUGCGAAGACAUCAUUGAAUCUGUGUUGAAGAAGGAGCUGCAUUCUAAUGAGGGGAAUCUGGCAGAGAAGUCAACCUUAGCUCAGAAGCUCAGGGAAUACAGUGUCCUAAUUCAAGAGCAGGAACAACAGCUGACCCGGUUAUGGCAGAGAUUACAGGAAGAGAGAGACAUCUCCGUCCUACUCAGUCAGCACCUCAAGGACCUCCUCACCCACAAUGACCUUGACAACUACCAGGGGCAGGGCUUCCGAGAGCGACUGGCUGAAGGACACAGGCUGGCAGAGAGCACUGUCUGCAAGCUCAGCCCCGAAAAUCAUGAAGAUGAGGAGGAUGAAUACAUGGAGCUGCAGGAGGUUGAAAAGAAGGAAGUCCAACAGGACUCACAGGAUCAACGUGUUUUGCCUUCUUCCAUUUGCCAAGAAGUUUCUGACUGUGACCAGCCUUACAGUGAUGGCAAAUUGUCAUUUGCUGAACAGGAAGUCAGCCCAGCUCCGGAUGUAGCCUGUGAAUGUUCCCAUUCUAAAAGGGAUGAAACUCCAAAUGACCUCCCAGAAAAUCAAAAUGAUCAGGAGGAAGAGGAUGGACAACAGCCAAUGUCCCCCAGUAACCUAGAGUCAGUUGACCCAGGUGAACUCACAAACUCAGGGGUUCCUGCAAUCAGCUGUGCUCUCCUCAUGGAGCUUCAGAAAUUUCAAAAGAAAGAAAUCCUGCAGGACUCACAGGAUGAAUGUGCUUUGCCCUCUUCAAUCUGCCAAGAAGAGUCUGACUGUGACCAGCCUUACAGUGAGGGCAAACUGACAUUUGAUGAGCAGGAAGUUGGCUCUGCUCUGGAUGUAGGCAGUGAACGCUACCAUUCUAGCGGUGAUGAAAUUCCAACUCAUCUCCCAGAAUGUAACCAUCCUUCUCUGAAUUUAUUUGCAGAAAACCAAAAUGAUCAUGAGGAGGUGAAAGGACAAGGGCCAAUUGCCCCCAGGCUCUGCAGGGAGCUGCCACAGGAGGUAGAGGAUGACCUACCAUGGGACCCACUGGAUGAAUAUUACUUGAAUUCUUCAGAUCUUCCCAGCCUGUCCAACUCCUACUGUCCUUAUAGGAGCGCCGUGACAUUCUCAUUUGAGGAAUUGGCAGUCUAUCCUGCUCUAGAUAGAACUAGUGAGUACUCUAUUGUCAAUGACUCUGUGUUUACUAAUCCCUCUUGUUUAAUCAUCAGUCCUCCCAACCCCAUCAGGCUCCGCAAGGAGCUUACAGUGGUAGAAGAGAAUGAGGUCCCACAGGACUUGCUGGAUGAAUGUUAUUUGACUCAUUCAAUUGGCCAGGACCUGUCAGCCUCCUGUAGGCUGUACAGAAGGGCCUCAUUAUUAACUGAUGAACAGGAAGUCUUCUCAGCUCUGGAUGUACACAAGCUGGGUUUGGAAGCAUACAUUGGAAUGAAGAACCCUCCCAAGUUGGAGGGUGAUGCUGUUGAGGGCUCAGCUACCAGCACUGACCACACUAAUGCCCUAAGUGCCCUGAAGCAGAGGAUUCUCAGAAGAAAACUACGGCUAGGCAAGAGGAAGCCUGGCCCCACGGUACUCCUCAUCACAAGAGGAUCAUUUAAGCCACUGAACACAUGGCACUUUGCCUGA
Ceratotherium simum simum (southern white rhinoceros) is the source of this 2028-nucleotide messenger RNA. NCBI's taxonomy places the organism in Eukaryota, Metazoa, Chordata, Mammalia, Perissodactyla, Rhinocerotidae. The record is from RefSeq and is a predicted model, not a curated record.